UAGGGCCACGCUAUUCUCUUUUUGUCAUGCGCACAACUCUUAAUUUCUCCUCUUCGCGAAUUUCAAGCUUCGGUAUCUCGACAUCCCACGACAAAAAGUCAUUCGAGCAUCAGCACCUUGCCGUCUUGACAAACCACAUUCAAAAUGUCUACCGCUGAGCUUGCGACGUCCUAUGCGGCCCUGAUCCUCGCCGAUGACGGUGUUGAGAUCACUGCCGACAAGAUCCAGACCAUCAUCAAGGCCGCCGGCAUUGAGGAUGUCGAGCCUAUCUGGGCUUCCCUUUUCGCCAAGGCUCUCGAGGGCAAGGAUGUGAAGGACCUUCUUUCCAACGUCGGCUCCGGUGGUGGUGCCGCCCCUGCCGCUGCUGGUGGCGCUGCUGCUGCCGCUGGCGGUGCUGCUGAGGCCGCUCCCGAGGAGGCCAAGGAGGAGGAGAAGGAGGAGUCCGACGAUGACAUGGGCUUCGGUCUCUUCGACUAAACGGUCAAUAUCGGCAAGGCGUGUUUUUGACUCCUCGGGUUCCCUUUGUACUUCCAAAGCUUGCCUGGAUCUUUUGCGACGGCGUAUCGCAUUCACGACCAUUGGGAUGGGUGCAUUGAUAUCAAGGGUUCUGGUUCAUCGGCGUAGCUUACACGGGAAAUUGAGAUGUGUUUAAGCAAAAGUGGGAUGGGCUCGGUCUUGCGGCCUCUGGCAGUUUCAUGGACUGCGGGCUCGACACCGAUGGUACCUCCACAAGAGCCCUGAUUCCACGGCAAGCUUGGUUGCGGCUUGGGCGGUUAGUUGAAGGACUACCCUCGCCACAUCAAAUGGGAAUAUGACAAGUCUGAUGAUCAAGCUUUGUUUGCGGAACUAUGAGCCAAUUUAUCGACGACGAGAGCUUCGCCUUCGGAAUACAACAUCAACAUGACGUGUACGAACCGAUCAAGCC
This is a messenger RNA of Podospora pseudocomata, 925 nucleotides long. RefSeq names its product 60S acidic ribosomal protein P1 (gene ALTA12). The record is from RefSeq and is a predicted model, not a curated record. Lineage: Eukaryota; Fungi; Ascomycota; Sordariomycetes; Sordariales; Podosporaceae. Gene Ontology annotation, cellular component: ribosome; cytosolic large ribosomal subunit. The coding region runs from base 145 to 477 and encodes 110 amino acids. Gene Ontology annotation, biological process: translational elongation; cytoplasmic translation. The transcript has 5 exons. Gene Ontology annotation, molecular function: structural constituent of ribosome; ribonucleoprotein complex binding; protein kinase activator activity.